GAGAUUGCCAAGAGACUAAACACCAUCUGUGCACAAGUCAUUCCCUUCCUCUCACAGGAGCAUCAGCAGCAGGUGGUCCAAGCUGUGGAGCGUGCCAAACAGGUGACCAUGGCAGAGCUCAAUGCAGUCAUCGGGCAGCAUCUAUCCCAUAACCACGGUGGUGCCCCUGUGCCCCUCACUCCUCACCCCGCCGGUCUCCACCCCUCUCAGCUGGGUGGUUCCGCUGGCCUCCUGGCUCUAUCAGGAGCACUUGGUGCUGUCCCUCCCCAUCUGGCAGGAAAAGACGGUGGUGAUAAAAAGCCCCACCUGUCAGGUCCAGACUCACACCCUGGAGGACAUGAGCACCUGAGAGAGCGAGAGCCUGGCACCAGUAACUCAUUGCUGCCAGAAAGCCUUAGGAACUCAGAUAAGCGACGCAACGGACCAGAGUUUCCAAACGACACCAAGAAACGCAAGGUGGAUGACAAGGACUCGAGCCACUAUGAUAGUGAUGGGGAGAAAAGUGAUGAUAAUUUAGUGGUGGAUGUCUCAAAUGAGGAUCCAGCCUCCCCUCGUGGCACGCCUCUCCCCUCACCUAGAGAGAAUGGCCUGGAUAAAGCACGUCUUCUCAAGAAAGACCCCUGUAGUCCAGCCUCUACUGCAUCAUCAGCGAGCUCCUCCUCUCUCAAGUCCAAAGAGAUGGCAAUGCGAGAUAAGGCAGGUACACCUGGGCUUAAGUCAAGCACACCCACACCUAGAGGUGACUCCACCCCUGGUCCGAGUUCCACACCUGGAAUCCGGCCCAGUCUAUCCAAACCCCCCUCCAUGGAGAUACCACAUCCACCUACUGCAGGUUUGCGGACACCCCUUGCUGUACCAGGCCCAUACCCGGGUGCAUUUGGUAUGUUGCCCCAUGCAGCAGGAAUGAACGGGGAGCUGGCAGGUGCAGCCGGGGCUGCGGCCUAUGCUGCUGGACUGCACAACAUGUCACCUCAGAUGAGUGCUGCUGCCGCGGCCGCUGUGGCUGCAUAUGGCCGUUCACCCAUGGUUGGUUUUGAUCCUCAUCCUCAUAUGAGGGUUCCUGGAAUGCCUCCCAGUCUGACAGGAAUCCCUGGUGGCAAACCUGCCUACUCUUUUCAUGUGGCGGCCGACGGACAGAUGCAGCCAGUGCCGUUCCCCCCGGAUGCUUUGGUGGGCCCAGGGAUUCCUCGCCAUGCCCGUCAGAUCAACACACUGAACCACGGAGAGGUGGUGUGUGCUGUUACCAUCAGUAACCCCACCCGACACGUUUACACAGGGGGGAAAGGUUGCGUCAAGGUCUGGGACAUUAGUCACCCAGGAAACAAGAGCCCCGUGUCACAGCUCGACUGCCUGAACCGAGAUAACUACAUCCGCUCCUGUCGCCUCCUCCCCGAUGGUCGAACACUGAUAGUGGGAGGUGAGGCGAGUACGUUGUCAAUCUGGGAUUUGGCCACGCCAACUCCCAGGAUCAAGGCAGAGUUAACAUCAUCAGCGCCAGCAUGCUACGCUCUGGCCAUCAGCCCGGACUCCAAGGUCUGCUUCUCUUGCUGCAGCGAUGGUAACAUCGCAGUCUGGGAUUUACACAACCAGACACUCGUUCGGCAGUUUCAGGGCCACACAGAUGGAGCCAGCUGUAUUGACAUCUCAAAUGAUGGCACCAAGCUGUGGACCGGAGGACUCGAUAACACUGUCCGCUCGUGGGAUCUGAGAGAGGGACGGCAGCUGCAGCAGCAUGACUUCACAUCACAGAUCUUUUCUCUUGGCUACUGUCCGACAGGAGAGUGGCUCGCUGUGGGAAUGGAGAGCAGCAACGUUGAGGUCCUUCAUGUCACCAAGCCUGACAAAUACCAACUUCAUCUACAUGAGAGCUGUGUACUCUCCCUGCAGUUUGCCUACUGUGGUAAAUGGUUUGUGAGCACAGGAAAGGAUAACUUACUGAAUGCAUGGAGAACACCCUAUGGAGCCAGCAUAUUCCAGUCUAAAGAAUCAUCCUCAGUGCUAAGCUGUGACAUAUCUGUGGAUGACAAGUACAUCGUCACUGGUUCAGGGGACAAGAAGGCCACUGUUUACGAGGUCAUCUACUAAAAAUAUGGGAAGAAAGCAUGGAUAUCUGUUUUUUCCUCAAACAUGAACUGAUAUGUUUCUAGAAAUUUUCACAUGGAGCCAGAAAUCACAGACAAGACUGACCUUGACAGCACAUUCUUUUUUUCUGUUACAUCUGCUGAGUAGACACAGAAAGGAGAGAAGGAUUUUACAUGCACAUGUGUUGUGCCUGUAUACACGACUCCAUAUCAGCUGAGAGCCAUUAACUGGAGAAGCUGACUGAUGCUAACGGAAGGCGAGAAACUACUUGGAUGUUCUUGUCUUGUCUUACUGCUUUCUGCUAUGGACUGCACUGGGGUCAGUUACGUGGACCAGACAAUGACUGAACUGAAGGGGGGUCUGCAUUGUUUUGACUGGGAACAGCUCUUCUGGAAAACACUGUACUGAACAUCAGAUAUUUUAACACUUGAUUCGGUGUGACGACAAGGGGCAGAGACCGUAGAAUGAACACUCAGACCAGAGGGUUGAAUAUGUAAACAAAUGGCAGACAGGUGGAGCAGAAGGUGGACAGUAAGGGACAUAAUUUUGGAGAGACAAAGGAGGGGAAACAACAGCAGAUGAACAGAUGGAUGGACAUUUUAUAGACAGUGGAUGCAGAACACGUUGGUUUGCAUUUUAUUCUAGACAGAUAAUGCUCACAGCCUGUUUAUCUCUUGGCUCUGACUCUCUGACCUUAAAAUGUGAGUUGUUCUGAUACAUCUACACUGUCUGAAAAGUACCUUUCCUGUCUUAACAGUGGGUCCAAUCCUCACUAACUGCACUGUAGUGGUAGCUGUCCCCCUACACACUUAGUACACACACAGUACUUAGAAAAUACGCAACAGUACUUUUUAAACAUACUGAAGGCCUCAUUGACUUUUCUAGUAUCAUGCUACUAAUAACAUCUGUGAUGGGUUAGUUUGAUCCUCAAGAGGCAUACAGUACUUUUUCCUAAUUCAUACCCAUUUCAGGUGCCACCAAAAAGAAUUUCAAGUCCUCUGUUAUAUGGAAAAAAAUUAUCUUACCAAACCAAAUAAGCUUCAAAAACAGGAGAAUAUACUGUAAAUGUUAUUACAGAAUGAUUCACUCUGGUUGUUCUGAAAAAGGUAGCUUGUUUUCUCCUUUUUUUUGUCCUCUAUUCCUUGUGGACCUAGUUGAAAGGCCAAUUAGUGGAAAGAUGAAGGGAAAACAUUUUCAGAGAUUGAAUUAACCCUCAAAUAACGUUGGUUCUCCUUUUCCAGUGUAUCUGUUCCAACAGAUUAUUCCCCCAUAGCUGAACUCCACAAAUUCGGAAGUCUCCGGCAUAUUGACAGAAAUGUUGAGAUAAAGCUAUAUUUGAAAACAAGGAGAGAGAAAAGAGAGACGGCAACAUAAGCCUUUAUAUUGUAAUUUGUUUAGUUAAUUUGUUUGACCUUUAACCCUGUUCUUUUGAGCAGCAGUGUGUCAAUAACUGCACGUGCUGAUGUGGUUUUACACAGCUGAAUUAACAUUUCAGAGACUCAGUCUUGAUUAUUGGUCAGCUGGAUAUAGUUUGAGAUUUACAGAUUGCUUUUUCAAUAUGGUCUCGUUGAAGUCUAGACAUGGCCCUGCUGUUAAUUUUCAUGCAGUUAAUUUGUUGUGGUCUAUUUUACAAUACAUUCACAGGUUGAGGUCAUAAUAAUUAACAUGAAUUGUCCAAAAUCUAUUUUUUUUUUUUUUCCCCUUAACUUGAAAUUUAAAACAACCCUUUGGUUACUGUCUUUAGUGUUGUAAAUUACACCCUGUCCCUGCCUUCAUCACUCUUUGAAAAACAUGAUGUCUUACUGUAUGGAUGGUUAAUCAAGCUUCAUAAACAGGGACCAUUUAAGAUUAUCUUCACAUGUGAUUUAAUCUUGUAUUUUUUGGAAAUCCUAUGUGAACAAGUGAAAAAUCCUCUGUACUACAUUUAUGCCAUAUAUUGUCACUUGUUUUAACAUUUUGUUGAAACUGGGAUGUUGGCUAAAUAGCCUUGAAAAGUAAAAUGUUGUUUUUUCACUUUACAAAGAAGAUUUUAGGAUUACAAACAGGAUUAAAUUAUUUGUCAUGAUAGUUUUAUAGAGGAAGGUAGUGCGGGUACAGUAGUAUUUCAGCUUCGGAAAGGAAUCCGUCAGUUUCAGCCAUUUUUAACUCAUUAAUUUCAUGACUUUGUGCUUAGUUUGUUUUGUUUUUUUUUUUUUAAUCUAUUUUUGUCUGUUGAAUGUUUGUAAAAAUGUAUAUAUGUUUUUUUUUUGUUUUGUUUUGUUUUUUUUCUUACAGGACAUGCUUUAGAAAUAACAAACUUUUUUUGUACGUCUUUUACAUGGAAAAGAAACUUCUAAUCAGGAGAAAUACUAAAUGGUCUUAAUGCUAGCUAAUCUAUAAUGAUGGAAAUGUCUAGACAAUAAAUGUGUUUUUUUUUUUUUUGUAACUGGAGUGGUCUUUGACUGUCUGGGUUAGUACAAGAACACAUUUGGACCUCACUGAUAAAAUCUUUUUGAUUCAUUAUAGAUAAUUGUCAUGGAAGCUCAAAGUUUUGAGAAUCAGCCUCGUAAACAAAAGCUAGUUUGGAUUACAGCCUUGCAAAUACAACUUGGAUGGUGAAAGAUAACUAGGGCCUAUCCUUCCUGAUGUUUCCCUCACGCGAAGUAUGUGUUAAUGAAAGUCUAAAUACAUCAGUAACAAGGAGAGGAUAAUGGUUGCCCUCUUCUGGCUUUGUGUGGAUGAGGUUUUUGAAAUAAACUGCCUGUU
Molecule: messenger RNA, 4827 nt
Organism: Xiphias gladius (swordfish)
Lineage: Eukaryota; Metazoa; Chordata; Actinopteri; Istiophoriformes; Xiphiidae
Product: transducin-like enhancer protein 1
Exons: 16
Coding region: 109-2085 (658 amino acids)
Biological process (GO): negative regulation of canonical Wnt signaling pathway; regulation of DNA-templated transcription
Cellular component (GO): transcription regulator complex; nucleus
Molecular function (GO): protein binding; transcription corepressor activity
Source: RefSeq, a predicted model, not a curated record